GGUGGGGUGGGGUGGGGUCGUCUUCCUCCUCCUCUUCCUCUAGUCUUCCCCAAAUCAAGAGAAGUUGGUCAAAACCCUAGUCAAACCUCACCGCAGAUCCCCCACCCUACCUACGCCUACGGCUUGGAGUCGAUGAAUCACAAUGGCGAUGUGCCGUCGAGCCGGUGCCCGAAGCACCCGUCGCAGCCCCCCUUCACGGGAUUCUGCUCCGCCUGCCUGCUCGAGAGGCUCUCCACUGCGCCUGCGCGCUGCUUCCCCUCCCCGUCCCCAGUAGCCGCAGCCGCAGAGAUCUCCACCGAAAUCCCUCAGCCCAGGGUUCGGACUACGCUCCUCUACCUCUUCCAGCUCGACGACGACCAGGAAGACCAAGGGCAGCAAGUCCGGGUGGACCAGGAAGACGAGCAAGGUCGCCAGCUGCAGCGCAAGCGCUCCCUCCGUCAAUCCUGCGAGUGGAUCGUCUGCUGCGACGCCACUGCCGACUCCCGCCAGUCAUGGGACGGCUCAGCCGAUGCCCCCCCGCCCAAUUCCAACCCCAUCAUCAGGGCCAGGGGCUUCGUCACCAGGCCUGCCCAGAUGCUCAGGAGAUCCCUAUCCGAGUCUUGGAGGCACGCCCGCUCUCGCCCCGCCGUCCCAACCAAAGCCGCCUCCGUCUCUUCUGCCGGAAUGGACUCCGAGAUAUCCUUGGGGGGGGAUUCUUCUUCUAUCCAUGCUGCUGCUGCUGCCCCACGUCAGUCCUCUUUGUUCAAGAGACUCUACCGCCUCGGCCGCAGUCGCAGUGUUCACUGCUCCUCGCCUCAGAUUAGGAGCCUCGAUACAGGCACGCUCCGAUUCCAUCUCACUCCUCUCACAAGAAACAGCAGCACCAGCACCAGGCUGAGCAUUGCAAACAAGAUCCAAGGGAGGCGCCUCAACCUCUUCGACUUCUUUGCUAACCAAAGACAACAACUAUAGUACGUCUUACUCCAUAUAUUCUACACCCAUCGAGCUCUGCCUACUUGCUGGAGGACAUACGUUUCAGUAUGUCCCAACCCUGUACAUGGUUCACACAGCCUCACUUCUCAUGCGCCUGGAUCUGUCAAUCACCCUUUACUAAGUUGCUAAAAGCCGCUGGACAUGUUUAUAUCAUCGUCGUCGUCAUCGUCAACUGUGAGUCCCUGUCCCUCUAUAUUUCACCGUUGAUGACAAUGUUCGAGUUACCAUGUUUGACAACACCAGCUACACAGUUUGCAUUCGGUUCAGUAAUUAUUGGAAAUUGUAAAGUAGCAUGUUCCUUGAUAACUGAUAGCGCUAAUGAUUUGUCUCAUUUUUUUUGUACUAUGUAUGCUAUUAUUAUUGUUAUUACAGAAUAAGUUCCUCAACUUCGAUAUCAAAAUUACUAAAAUAGCAGCUAUGACUAGCUGACUAUGUUCA
Messenger RNA from Oryza sativa Japonica Group (Japanese rice), 1410 nucleotides. RefSeq lists its product as uncharacterized. NCBI's taxonomy places the organism in Eukaryota, Viridiplantae, Streptophyta, Magnoliopsida, Poales, Poaceae. The record is from RefSeq and is a predicted model, not a curated record.